Messenger RNA from Mobula hypostoma (lesser devil ray), 7931 nucleotides. Its product is annotated as contactin-1-like. Gene Ontology annotation, cellular component: axon; plasma membrane. The transcript is spliced from 24 exons. Bases 313 to 3360 code for a protein of 1015 amino acids. The record is from RefSeq and is a predicted model, not a curated record. Gene Ontology annotation, biological process: cell-cell adhesion; axon guidance; brain development. Lineage: Eukaryota; Metazoa; Chordata; Chondrichthyes; Myliobatiformes; Myliobatidae. Gene Ontology annotation, molecular function: cell-cell adhesion mediator activity.
GGAAAGGUAUCAAAGCUUGCAACUGGAUUUUUUGCAGCUGGAAAAACAGGCUGAAAAAAUGGCAGAUGGAAUUUAAUGCAGCAAGUGUGGAUUGUUGCACUUUGGGAGGACAAACCAGAGGAGAACUUACAUGACUGCCCAUGGUUCUUCAAGCGUGAGGCCAGUGCAUGACCAGUGAAGUAUCAUCAGUCAAGACCACCUAUCUUCAUGAUUCCAGCAGCUUACUGCAAGACUAGUAGACUAGUGAACUAACAACAGGACUAGCAGGAGAACGUCCCUUUGGAGAUUAAUGCCAUCCAUCUUGAACCAGAGAUGAGAAUGUGGUUCCUGUUCAGUCAUUUUUUUGCAUUGUCAUUCAUUUUCUGCUUGGCAGAAGACAGCAGGGAGUAUGGGCCAGUGUUUGAAGAGCAGCCAAUGCCAACCAUCUACCCAGAAGAAUCUGAAGAAGCAAAAGUGUCACUAAACUGCCGAGCUCGAGCAAUUCCUUCCCCGGUCUACAGAUGGAAGGUAAACAACCGAGACAUUAAUGUGGAUGACAGCCGUUACAGUAUGGUCGGUGGCAACCUGCUUAUCAACAACCCAGAAAAGGUGAAGGACCGUGGCAAAUACCAGUGCCUAGCAACAAACAAAUACGGAACCAUCAUUAGCAAAGAAGCCGAGCUGCAGUUUGGGUAUCUUGAAAGGUUUCCAACUGAUGAGCGACAGGCCGUGAAGGCAAGGGUAGGAGUUGGCGCAAUGCUUUUGUGUGCUGCCCCUCCGCAUUUUCCAGAUGACCUCAGGUAUCGCUGGCUGCUGAACGCUUUCCCCAGGUUUAUUGUGUCCAGCCGGCGCCAUUUUGUUUCCCAGACCACUGGAAACCUCUACAUUGCGAAAGUGGAAGACACCGACUUGGGCAAUUACUCCUGUAUGGUCAGCAGUCCAUCCAUUUCCAAAAGUGUUUUCAGCAAGUACAUCCCUCUCAUCCCUCAAACAGGUGGCUUAGUGAAAAGAUAUCCUGCUGACAUUCGGGUGAAGUUCUCUGAUACCCAGGUCCUGAUGGGUGAAAAUCUGACUCUUGAAUGCUUUGCACUUGGAAACCCAAUCCCUCAGAUCCAGUGGCGGAAGGUGGGGGGCAGCCUGCCCAGCAGUGCUGAGCUGCUCAAUUUCAACACCGUUCUGAGGCUGUCAAACAUCCAGCCUGAGGACGAGGGCUCCUACGAGUGUGAAGCCACGAACUCCAAAGGGAAAGACCGUGUCGAUGGCUGGCUGUCCGUGCAUGCUCAUCCUUACUGGAUCCGCUACAUCAAUGACACCAUUGAGGAUAUUGAGGGUGAGCUGAUCUGGCCCUGUGAAGCAGGAGGGAAGCCCCAGCCCGCUUACAAAUGGUUCCGAAAUGGAGAAGUGAUUUAUGGGGGCCGAUACCGGAUAAACAGAGGGGAACUGCGAAUUUCGAAACUGACUCUGGGAGACGCUGGAAUGUAUCAAUGCCAGGCAGAGAACAAGCAUGGAUCCUUGUAUUCCAAUGCAGAGCUCAAGGUUUUGGCUUUGGCACCGGACUUCAGGCUGAAUCCAGUGAAGAAAAAGCUCUUAGGGGCCAGAGGAGGCAAAGCAAUCAUCGAGUGCAAGCCCAAGGCUGCACCAAAGCCAACAUUCAUUUGGAGCAAGGGCACAGAACUGCUCACGAAUAACUCUAGGAUAUCUGUUUGGCCCAAUGGCACUCUGGAGAUUCGAGGUGUCACCCGGGAUGAUGAGGGGAGCUAUACCUGCUUUGCACAGAACAACAGAGGAAAAGCAAACAGCACUGGCACUCUUUCAGUCACAGAGCCUACCAAGAUCACCCUUGAGCCAUCAAAUAUCGACAUCACGAUGGGAGAGAACGGCACCAUGGAGUGCCAUGCGUCCUAUGACCCCACUCUUGACCUUGCUUUCAUCUGGUCAACAAAUGGCUACCCCAUCGACUUUGACAAAGAGAAGGACUACAUGGAAUACCGAGUACUGGAAGGAGGCGGUGGAGAACUGUUCUUCAAAAACGCACAGUUGAGGCACUCAGGGAGAUACACCUGCACUGCGCAAACAAACGUCGACAGCACCUCUGCCUCCGCAGACCUGAUUGUCAGAGGUCCACCGGGACCCCCUGGAGGAGUGAGAGUCGUAGAUAUUCGAGACACCUUUGUGACUUUAUCCUGGAGUCGAGGGACAGAUAAUCACAGUCCAAUCUCCAGGUACACAGUCCAGCAGAAGGUAUUGGACUCUAUCGAUUGGAAAGAUGCCAUGACAGAUCCCGAGUUUAUAGAAGGCAACAUGGAAACAGUAAAAGUUGUGGAUCUAAUUCCAUGGAUGGAUUAUGAAUUCCGUGUCAUUGCAACAAAUACCCUGGGAAUGGGAGAACCCAGUAUGCCAUCCUCCAAAAUCAAGACUGCCGAAGCAGCUCCCACUGUGGCGCCAUCUGACGUUGGAGGAGGCGGCGGAAAUCACCGGGAACUGACGAUAACAUGGACGCCCUUGCCAAGAGAGUACCAUUAUGGGAGCAACUUUGGUUACCUUGUUGCCUUCAAACGAAGCGGAGAGAGAGAGUGGAGGAAGGUGACAGUGCCCAAUCCUGAAGGCAACCGAUAUGUUCACAAAGAUGACUCCCUGACUCCCCACACUCAGUUCGAAGUCAAGGUCAAAGCUUUCAACAACAAAGGGAAUGGUCCAUUCAGCCUUUCUGCUUUUAUUUACUCAGCAGAGGACGAGCCCAGUGAAGCACCUGCAGAAUUGACUGCCUGGAGUGUCUCAUCAUCAGAGAUUGAAGUAUCCUGGACGCCUGUGACCCAGCGGUCAAUCGAAGGCUAUGAAAUCAGGUACCGAAGAGUCAUUGACACCGAGGCAGCCGUGCAACGAGUGAGAACAGUUGGAUUUAACACAACGGCCAGAAUCAGAGACCUGAAGCCCCACACACGCUAUUCCAUAGAGGUCAGGGCCUAUAACAGGGCUGGCGCUGGGCCUUCCAAUCAACCAAUUAUAAUCACCACCAAGAAAGCACCUCCUAGCAAGCCUCCGAAAAUUAUCGACACCACAAGGUAUGGCACGUACUUCAGGAUUUCCUGGGAAGCAGUCCUGCCCUUGGACAAUGAGUCAAAUGUCGAAGGCUACAAGGUGCUGUACAGAAGAGAUGGCACAGUGAACAGCACACUCUUGCGCACAGAUGGACACAACAUAAACAUACCCAUUCAAGAAGAGGGCGAUUACAUUGUAGAAGUAAGAGCCUACGGAGAAGGAGGAGAUGGUGCAGUGAAUUCGGUCAAGAUUACCAAAAAUCCAGGAGUCACUGUGCAGAUCUCCUACAUCUUGCUUAGUUUUGGCCUGAUGCUUGGUGCCAUCAAUUGCCUAGAGCUGUGAUUGUAGCCAACAUUAUCUCCUCUUUACAUCGGUAAAGAGUGCUCCGUGAGGUGACUGAAUCGUCUCAAGCCUAUAAAGAUCUUUGCUCGCUGCAGACAUCUCUGGUACCAUCAAAAGCCAAAUACAGUAUGAAUUUGAAAGACUUAUUGUAUACUUCUAGAGGACAGAAGGCAUCAAGGAACUUUAUCCCAUCCACCACCCACCUUGCCCUUCCACCCCCAUUAUAUACCAAGUAAACAUAACAUUGGAAGUGAAUCAAAGGAAUUCUUUUGACUUGUUCCAAUAUGCCUUAUAUAAACACUUACACUGAUCUAUGGCAGUUGCAUGAUUUGAUCUAAUGGUGCAAGUUACCAGUGACAAAUACCAUAGCUUAGAGUUUGAGAAAAAGAAUUGAAAUCACCACACAUAGGUGCUUUAACAUUUAACAAAAAACGGUUGAUUAAGUUAGACAAUGAAUGCAUUGGUUGUUUUAAAAAGUGAAUGGAAGGUUAAUCUUGUCAUAUACUGUGUCUGUAUGCAGCACCAUUCCUUAGAGUUGACCGCAGCCAAUCUCCCAUGAACGAAAGCCUUCUAUUCAGACAAACAGUCAUAACAAAUACAAUGGAUCGCAAGUUUAUGGUUAUCAGGCCACAUUUUCCUUCGAGAAGUGUACACUCUGGGUGUUUGAAAUCAGCUGCACCUUUUAGUUGCUGUGAUAUGCAUGCUGACAUUGAGAUAUCUUACAGACUUGAUCCUUAAUAAGAUGACUGCUUACACAAAGUCAGACCCUGUGAUCAGAAAAUAGAAUAAAUUCAUUUAUAAUCAAUUUGUGUAUAGAUUUAUACUGUGAAAGUAACAUUCCAAUAUAAAUCUUAAAAUGUAAAUUUAUAUUCUUAUUUAGCUGCUCUUUGAAAAUCAGAUGAACUUCCACGCUGUUUAAGCAAUCUGUCUUUACCUUCUUUGACCAACACUAGAUUAACUGGUUGAUUACACUUAGUAGGUCUGGUAGAAUGCGAGGAAAGAGAAACCAGGAUCUCUGACAGGAAACAUUAAUCCUGUUUCUCUCCCUGCAGGUGCUGCCUGACGUGAUGAAUGUUCCAGCAUUUCCUGUUUCUGUUACUUCAGGUUUACAGCAUCUGUCAUUCAUUUGAUUUACACUAAUUGGUUAAUUGCCUAUUGUGUCCCUUAAGUCUCCACCUGCCUAUUUUUGAUUAUGGGUCUUGGCUACACCGAAUCUUCAAAUGAUGGAUUUUCAUGAGACAGUUCCCUUUUAAAGAACUUGAAUUCUGACUUGUUUUAUUGGACUAUCCCAGCUGCCCUCUUCUUUGACCACUGAUAAGUGAGACAGACGUUGUCCUUUUACUGUUUGUGAGAGUUUACUGCUCAUGAACUCUUGCCAUUCUUCCCUGACUUAAAAAAAAACAACACUCAGAAGCAACUGAUAUUACAGGAAGCACUUUGACACAGCUUUGAGAGACAAGCUGGCAAGCAACGAGGGUCUUCUCAAUCUUGAGGAUUCUGGUGGAACUUUAAUACAUUCCAGACUUUGGACCAAAAAUCUUGCCGCACUGUAGAAACUUGUAGGAUUUUGGGGAUAGGUUCCACAAAGGUUAGUUUUUCUGCUUGAAUAUCUUAAUGUUUUAUGUUGUGGUGGCUCUUGAGUUUCUCCAAUUUAACCAGUUAAACCUUCUUUUACUUGUUACUUAGUCUGUUUACUUGAUCUUGCCUUCAAUCAUUUAAAGUUGCUCCUCUUCAAUCACAGUUUGUACUUUUUCUUUUUGAAGAACUUGGCAUCUUUCUCAUGUUGUGACAAUGUCCAUUUCUCAGACUGCUCCUGAGGAAUUACUGCAAGACUCGAAAAGAAUCGCCUUGUUCUCACCAUUGGAUUUCACCUUAAGUCACAUUAUGAAACACUUCCAUCCAGCAAUAAGCAAUUGUAUGAUCUCUGCACACAUUCUGGUUCAAUGAACAGAUGCAGUAGCCUGAGACAUCCAUUUAAAAAAACGGCCUUAAGGCCUAUCAUACCUGUGCUAGCUCUUCGAAAAUUAAUAUCUCAUCAUUCUGUCCCUACUCUUUCCUCAUAACAUUGCAAAUUGAUUCUAUUCAGUUAUAUAUCAUAUUCCUUGUGACUGAAUUUGCUUCCACCUCCAUUUCAGGAAGCUUAUUUUGCAGCAUAAGAACUCACUGACCUAAAAACAAAAAUCCCCUCAACCUGCCUUAUUUUUAUUUACCAGUUGCCUUGAUCUGUUUACUGAAGGGAGUUAGGUUAAUCAAUCCCAUUAAUCAAGCUUCAGCCUUACCUCUAAGGGUAAAGGAAAAAUCACCGCCUGCAAUGUAAACAAGUUGGUAAGUCCAUGCUUUAUGUGAGUCAUUACAAAUCAGCAGUUUCUUGAUGUUUAGAUAUCCCAGCAUCUCUCGUGCAGAGUUGUUUCCAGAGGCAUGGAGGAUAUUUCCUUGAAGGAGUCUCAUGAGUCUGGAGUUGAAGAAAAAUUUCUUUACUCAGGGGGUGGUGAACAUUGAAUCUCUUUACCCUGGAGAACUGUAGAAGCCCAGUUAUUGUGUUGAUUCAGAACAGAAACCAAUGGAUUUGUGAGCAUUAAGGAUAUUCUUGUGAUUCUGGUGAGAUAGAAGAUCAGCCAUAAUCUUGACAAAUGGCAGAACAGCAUGAAGGGCUGAGUGGCCUAUCCCUGUUCCUAUCUUCUGAUGAAAUUGGUAUCCAGAUAAGAUGAGAAGAUUUAGUGAAACCUUCAGCGUCGAAUCCCUCAAUGGACACUUUGCACACCUGUUUAUGAUGUCACAGUACAUCGUAAGGUGCCAAAUUAAUUGAUGAAUGAAAUGCCUUUUAAUCUUCAUAAGCAGAAAAUAAUCUUGGAAAAGUAACAUUGCAUGAAGGUGGAUUCAUUUGAUUGGAGCAGCAGAGGGGAUUGCAAAUAAUUCCAAAAGUGUGCAGGAUUGUCCAAUGUCUUGAUGUUAGUUUUGGAACAAACGGACUUGCAAUGAGAAACACAGAUUAUACCACAGGGUUUCAAUGCCAGCAUGCUCAUAACUAAAUUUUGCAGCACGCGUGCAUUUUAAAUGCUACUGCCUGUAAACACAGUGGUCACAUCAAACACCUAAAGUCAAGCACAACCUCCGAUUGGUGUAGAAAGUGCUGCAGCAGCUGCCAAGACGCCUGAGUAUAGCUAACGCUUUUGUCUAUAAAAAAAAAUUCAGUGUUACAUGUUGGUGCUGUGUGAGGAAUUUGAAGUCCAUUUAUGAUUCACUUGUCAAUUAAGAUUGAAUGUGUGAUUUUGCAGAUAAUGCAAAUGGUGUUGAAUCAGCGGGUUAAAAUAUUAGUGCAAUCUCAUGCUUUAUAACAGAGUAAUAGCUUUUGAAUGAAACUUAGCACAAUCUUGCUAGAUAGAGGUAGAUUCUUCUCAUAGAUUUCAUGCUCUCCUCAAGCUUUGUCAGUAAUGCAGAACUAGGCACUAAGGUAUGUUAUAUGUAAUUUCAAUAGUUUUAGUAACUGGAUUUUUUGCACUCUUGUCAUUUUUAAUAAACUGUAAACUAAAUGAGUUAUUCUAAUUUCAGUUACUAGAUUUAUUUUCUGAAGGUUUAUUUGUUCAUUGAGUGUUUCUUGAUUGAAUUCACUUGCUACAACUGAUUUCUGAACACAUAAAUAAAUCAGAAGGGUUUCUUAAAAGUUAUAUUUUUCCCUGUUGAUUUGCUGGUUGUUUUUGAUAAUCAGCUGUUAAAGGAUUGUGCCUCGUUUUUAACUACAUGAAUAAUAGGCUUGAUAUCCCCCAACCCAAUUCCAUAUCAUUUUGUUUAUUAAGUCGAUUGGAUCUACAAUGUCAAAUUGUCUCAGUUAUGUGGUGGGGUACCAACGUGAUGCAUUCAUCCAAAAUACCUCUGUCUAUGAAUUUAAAGGACUUCUUGCAAACGAAAGAACUCUGUGUUUGUCCACUGUCUUCCCACAGCUUACUGCUCUGCUAAACCAGUGCAUAAUGAAAUUAAAUGGAAAUUUGCAGUGUGGCCAUAUUUUGCUAAAUGAUCGGAUAAGGAAAUAGUUACAAGCAAAGGUGCGUUUCGCUGCAAAAGCUCAUGUCAACAUUACAUUUUUGUUCAGUUGAGGCUUCUUGGCCAGAUGCAUUCACAAUACUCAAAUUGUCCUGAUAAUACUCCCAAAAUGUAUAAAUUCCACAGAUGCUGCCUAACCAGCUGAGUGUUUUGGCAUUUUCUGUCAUUACUUAAUGUUUCUAGUAGCUGCAGUGUUUUGAUUUUCAAAUGGCUUUAACUGUUGAAAUAAAUUAUAUUCAGAUGGGAAGUGGUCUGUAACAUUGUGCAUGGGAUUACGGUAAAAUGCAAAAAACUGUUCUUUUUACACCCUCUUUUAUUGAACUGAGAGUGCUCUGAUACUUAUAACUGGGAGCACAGACUGCCAUUUUUUUACCAACUGAUGUAUGGUUUUAUGGGAUCAUUAAUUCAUACAGGUAUUGUAAAUUAAAUAAACAUUAGCUCUCUGCUGUUUUAUCAUAGCAAUUCUGGUAUCAACUAAUCACUGGUACUGAUGUGUAACUACUAUUCUCAAUUAAAGUUUAUAUAGACUGUAA